Messenger RNA from Cryptomeria japonica (Japanese cedar), 3064 nucleotides. RefSeq names its product probable LRR receptor-like serine/threonine-protein kinase At1g67720. NCBI's taxonomy places the organism in Eukaryota, Viridiplantae, Streptophyta, Pinopsida, Cupressales, Cupressaceae. The coding region runs from base 118 to 2853 and encodes 911 amino acids. Gene Ontology annotation, molecular function: protein kinase activity; ATP binding; protein binding. Gene Ontology annotation, biological process: protein phosphorylation. The record is from RefSeq and is a predicted model, not a curated record. The transcript has 15 exons.
UGUCGAACAUGUUGAAGAAUAAAGCGGGUGGCAUUCUCAUAGUCAGAUGGAGUAACAGUAAGGCACAUGCACAGGAAGGAGUAACAGUAAGGCACAGGCAGCCGCAGGCAUUGCUGAAUGCGUUUCAAUAUGGAUGUGGGUGAAGUUAUCGUGCUUAUAUUGUGUGGAAGUAUUAUGUCUUCAGUUGCUCAGAAGCCAGAUUUUGUCAGUGUAGACUGUGGAGGUGAAGGUUAUUUCACUGAUAAUAUUACAGGGCUCCAGUGGAUUCCUGAUGGUGUAUUCAUAAGUAGUGGUAAAAUUGUCAAACUUAAUAUUUUAAAUGAAAAUCGGCGACAGUACCAGAGCUUAAGAUAUUUUCCAGCAGAUGAUAAGAAGUAUUGUUACACCUUGAGAACAAUAGAGAGGAUGCGGUACCUUGUUAGAGCAACAUUUCUCUAUAGCAAUUUUGAUAAUAGCAGUGCAUAUCCAAAGUUUAAACUCUAUCUUGAUACCACCAGCUGGGCAACAAUAACAAUUACAGAUCCAAGACAAUUAUAUGUUGAAGAAAUGAUUGUGAGGGCAUCUUCUUCUGCAAUCAGUGUAUGUGUUUUGGAUGCUUCAACGAGCAAUCCUUUCAUAUCCACCUUGGAGCUGCGUCCUCUGAAUGGUUCUAUGUAUGCAACAGAUUUUGAGGAGGAUUUCUUCCUGAAGGUUACUGCAAGGAUAAACUUUGGAGCUGGCAGUAGGGAACCCAUAAGAUAUCCUGAUGACCCUUAUGACCGUAUUUGGGACUCGGAUGCAAUUGAGCCAAACUAUCUUGUUGGUGUGGCACCUGGAACAGCGGUAGUUAGUACAACGAGGAACAUUUUUAGUAGCACACACGAGCAACCUCCAAACAAAGUGAUGCAAACUGCUGUUGUUGGCACUAGUGGCAGUCUUACUUAUCGACUAAAUCUUGAAGAUUUCCCAGCUAAUGCUCGGGCUUAUGCAUACCUUGCUGAGAUUGAGGAUUUAGGUCAAACUGAAACUCGAAAGUUUACUUUGCAGAAGCCAUAUGUGCCUGGUUACAGUACUAUAGUGCUUAACAUUGAGGAGAAUGUUGGCAGCUAUAGUCUUUAUGAGCCAAGCUAUAAAAAUAUUUCAUUACCAUUUGUUUUGUCAUUUGCUUUCAUUAAAACAAGAGAUUCUACACGUGGUCCAAUACUAAAUGCACUUGAGAUUGGCAGAUAUGUUAGAAGGGCUUCCAAAACAAGCAAUCGGGAUACUAUUGCACUGAUGAAAUUCAAGGCCAUGUCGCCAACAAGUGAUUGGGCAAAUGAAGGUGGAGAUCCUUGCCUUCCAAUUAAAUGGGAUUGGGUUGAAUGCAGCUCAGAUUUGCCGCCAAGAAUCACAAAACUUGUUUUGUCUGGAAAAAAAUUGACAGGUGAAGUCCCUUCAGAAGUAAAUGAAAUGAAAAGCCUAGUUGAACUGCGGCUAGAUAAUAAUUCCUUGACUGGAUAUUUUCCUGACUUAAGUGCUCUUGCCAAUUUGACAGUACUGCAUCUUGAAAACAACAAACUGCGAGGUCCAUUACCUGCAUUUCUUGCCAGUUUAUCAAGUUUGAAGGAAUUGUAUCUGCAGAACAAUCAGCUGAGAGGGAAAAUACCCAAGAAACUGAAAGAAAAGAAAAUCAUUUUCAGGUAUGAUGGAAAUAAUCUAACCCUUGGAGGUGCUGGAGGCAAGAAUGUAAAACUAAUCAUUGGAACUGCAGUGGCGGCGUUGGUUUUAUUUAUCCUCAUUGCUAUUUCAAUCUAUUUUAUUUUUGUCAACUACCAUAAUCAAUCAACACUACAAGGUGAUAAGAAAAGGACAGAAAUAGCGUCUUAUUUUACACUUGCAGAGCUAGAAACAGCAACUGAGUAUUUUUCAAGGAAAAUUGGACAAGGCAGCUUUGGACCUGUAUACUACGGUAAAGCAAAAGAUGGAAAGGAAAUCGCUGUUAAGAUCCUGGAAAGUAAAUCUACUCAUGGAACAAAUCAAUUUGUUAACGAAGUUGCAUUGCUAUCAAGGAUACAUCACAGGAAUUUAGUUCCCUUGGUUGGAUAUUGUGAAGAUCGAGGCCAGAGUAUUUUGGUUUAUGAAUAUAUGCACAAUGGGACAUUGCGAGAUCAGUUGCACGGCUCUAGCAGUGAAAGAAAAGCACUAGACUGGAGUACUCGACUGCUAAUUGCAUAUGAUGCAGCAAAAGGAAUUGAAUAUCUCCACAAUGGCUGUAACCCAAGCAUCAUUCAUAGAGACAUUAAGAGUAGUAACAUACUUCUUGAUAUCAACAUGAGGGCAAGGGUGUCAGACUUUGGGCUAUCUAUACUUGUUGAUGAAGAGAGGACUCAUGUAUCAAGUGCUGUCCGUGGAACUGUGGGCUAUCUGGAUCCUGAGUAUCAUGCAACUCAACAGCUGACAGAAAAGAGUGAUGUUUAUAGUUUUGGAGUGCUUCUACUGGAACUGGUUUCAGGGCGAAAGCCUGUCUCUGCUCAAGAAUAUGGUGCUGACUGGAACAUAGUUCAUUGGGCAAGAUCCUUGAUUCGGAAAGGAGACAUCCAUGCCAUUAUUGAUCCGGCUCUUGGAAGCAAUUUCAAUGUAGAGUCUGUAUGGCAGAUUGUAGAAGCUGCAAUCCUUAGUGUUGAACCAUCUGGAGCUGCCCGACCACAGAUGCAAGACAUAGUUCAAACAAUAAAGGAAGCCAUUGAAAUUGAGAAAGGAAAUGAAACCGCACAAGGGCAUUCGGAACCAGUGACACAAAGUUCAUCACAAAUAUCUGUUAGACCUCGCAAUAAUUUACCCGGUGAUUUCUCAUCAUCUUUUUCUGCGCGACACCUCUUGCCAACUGUGAGAUAAGGGGGCUACCUUCCUUCUCUACUAGUGAUAUUUUACUGUUGACAUUUGCUACCAAAAAAUUUGGUAAUGCCAUAUUUUGAGUUCUUGUCCAGUAAUACCUUAAGAAAGUCACAUCUUAUACUCUAUAUUCAUUUUCAUUUUUCAAUUAUUUAAUAGAACUUAUAUUAUAUGAUCGGACAAUGAUACUUAAUAUACUCAUGUACAUUUGCUA